AAUCAAUUGAAUUUUAUAUUCCAAAAUAACAAAUUAUAAUAUAAUGUCUAAUUUUCUAAUGUUGGCAAUUAGCCUGGUCAUUGUGGCUAAUGCUCACGGGGUUGUUGGCAUAGAGUCGGUCGUAUGCGACGGCGACUUUUACUGGCGUACCGAAAAAGCAGACCAAAAGUGUUAUUACGUGUCGACCACUCGUGUCAACCAAACGGUUGCCACAAAACUAUGCAAACAAUUGCACCCAAAGGGAGGGCUACUGGCCAUACACUCAGCACAGGAGCAACAACUCGUAAACACAAUACUACACCAAAAGGGCACCGAUAGUCUGGACGUGUGGUUAGGAUACGAGGGGGAUGGAACGUCGCUUGAAUAUAAAUGGGUGGACGGCAUCCUAACUAACUAUACUAACUGGGCGUCCAGUGCUUGGGAUGACGGAGACGUCGGGUAUAGACCGUGGGGUUCGUGUAGUUACCUGGAGGUUGAUAUAAGCAAGCACAUAUUUGGUCAGUGGAUGAGUAGUUACUGUAUGAGUGUUAAGCAAGUGAUGUGCCAGGUCGAUUUGAAACACAAAUAACUUUCAUUAAAUUUAUAACAUUCAAAAUAUUUUCGGAUUUUA
This is a messenger RNA of Oppiella nova, 610 nucleotides long. The record is from the annotation of a GenBank genome assembly. NCBI's taxonomy places the organism in Eukaryota, Metazoa, Arthropoda, Arachnida, Sarcoptiformes, Oppiidae.